CCUCUAACGUGCGCACUAACGGAAAACGAAGUAAGUAACCCGCAAAACCAGAGCAUCGGGAAGAGAGAGAGAGAGACGGGGAGGCCGACAGAGAAAACAGAGCAGCGCGAGGAGAGAGCCAUGGAAAAUGGCGAUCGACGAUGACGAAGACGGACAACGGCGAGGAAGAAGGAUUCGAGGAAUUCAUUACCUUCGAGCAUCCUCCUCCGUCGCCGAAUCCGGAAACCGUCAUCUCCGAGUUCCUCGGCACGGCCGCCAUGGCUUCCAAUUUCGACGACGAUGACUGGGGUGAUUUUGUCAAUUCCUCCGGAGGCGUAUUAUCACAAACGACGUCGCUCCCGCAGGUUCUCAACCAUUCUGACCUGUUCGGAAUCUAUAACGACGGCAAGCGUGACGAUGAUGCGCCGCCGAAACAGACGGAGGAUCAGCCUGGGUCAGCUCCUGGUCUGAUGAAGUCUUCGGGAGCUCUGCCUCUUUCGCUGUUUGGAGAAAUGGAGGAGGACGGAGGAGGAGCAGGAGAACAGAAAGGGAGUUCGGUUGCCGAUUUCCCCCCGGGCGAGAAUGCGGAGUCCGUGAAGAAGACGGGUAAUCUAGAUGUUAACGAUUUGAUUGCUAAUUUAUACAAGCCGAACGGGAUCGGAGCAGGCUCUGUCCCGGCAAGUAAUGGAAAUUUAGUCGGGGCGAAUCCGAUUGGAUUGGAUCCGAGUUGGAGCUGGGGGAAUGCGUCUGCUAUGGGGAAUGGGGCGAGUUCGAUUCCGAAGCUAGCGAGCACGGACUCGGAUCCGUUAAAUUUGAAUUCAAAUGGGUGGAGAAUGAGCGGCAAUUCUGGUUCGGUUGUGCAAGGGUCGGAUUUGAGCUCAGAUGCGAUGAGCAAUGGUUCCAAUGCGGCGAAUGGGAAUGGAGGGUUUGAUGAGGAAGGUGAUGAUGAUGAUGGUUGGGAAUUCAAGGCCGCUGAAUCCAAAGUGGAAGAUAAUGUCAAGCCAGAGCAGAUGAAGAAUCAGAAUGGGACGACUUUUCAUCGCAGUGAGCUGAACUCUAGUUGGAAUGAGGUCACUUUGGACUUUUCGGGAUGGAAUACGAGUGCCAAUGGAGUUGAUCAGAAUGGCUUGAAUAAUGGCCCAGUUACUGAAAGGAAAGAGCUUGCUAGCAAUGGUGCUUGGGAGUUUGUUGUUGCAGGUGCCCCAGACGAGAAAAUCAAGAAUGUUGAUUCAAUAUCAGAGGAUGUCUCGAAGAUGAAUCUUAAGAGCUCUAAUUUAAGUUGGGAUCCACUGCAGCGUCCAGAUUCUAAUGGCUUGGCUUCAAGCAUAGGUGGAGUGAACGCUGAUGUGAUAAGUGUGAAUCCUGUAUUAUUGGAUGAAAUUGAUGGGUUUGCUGAUUCGGAUGGUUGGGCCUUCAAGAAAGCAGAAUUAGACUUGCAAGAUGCGGCAGGGAAGAUGGAAAAUGGCCCACAAAUGCAAUCUACUAUAUUUGAUUCAAGUCUGAAUAUUUCCGACUUGGAUGGUGGUGGUGGUGUGAAUCCAAACCUGUUUGCUACCGACUGGAAUGCGAAAGAAGAGAUUUCAGAUACAAAACAGUUGAACCCAAUUGUAGUCACUGAAACCGAGGAUCUUGAGGGUGAGGACGACUGGGAAUUCAAGGUUGCAGAAUCAGAAUCAAUGUCCAUUGAUUCGAGUAGUAAGGCUAUUGAAAUAAGGCAUAGCGACAGCCAAGGAGCCCUGCCUCUGUCACUUUUUGGCGAUGAAGAAACUGAGCCCAACGAUCCCGUCUUCUAUGAAGUCACUUCAGUUCAGAUUUCUGCUCCAGAAACAAGAGAGGAAAAUAAGGGUUUUAGUUCCGGUCUCUCUAUUCAUGAUCUAAUAUCAAGUUUAUACAGUGAAGUUGAGCAAACAGCUACGGUCGGUCACUUACAAGAUCAGGAUGAAAAUGGAUGGGGCCCCACAGGGUUUGCAUUGGCUUCCAAUUCAUCAAAUGAUGCUGCAAGUUUGGAUGAUGAUGAUGCCUGGGAGUUCAAAGAUGCCUCUCCAGUACCCAUGGCCGAGGAGCAAAUAUCUUUUCCCAAAGAUCCUCCAAUUAAGGCCAGUAACAUAGAGCUUUCUGAUUGGAUAGACUUAUUUACCAAACUGAAGGAAGAAUUAUGUCUGGUUGCAUUCCAACAUCUUGAAAAUAUGAAGCAAGCUCGUGGUGCUGCAGCUCUUGCUGGUGAGGAUGCUGAUUUAAGUAACAUGGAUAAGGAAAUACAGGAUAUGCAUAAUGGACUGCUCGAAUACGGCACUGUUCCCGAAGUUCAUUCAGGAGAUCAGUUUCUAUGUGAAAUACGAACCCGUGAAUUGUUUGAACUGUUGCUGCACCCAAAGUUUCAAGUCAUUGAGUCAGAAUAUCAGUUAUCAGAAAAACUGUUGAAGGUAAGUCACAAUACUUGUUCUUUUUCUUUGAAAGAACAAUUGAUGUUAGAGUUAGGGUUUGAACAUACUUAUCCUUGGUAAGCAAUAAGUUUGCUAUCACAUGUAAACAAUAUGGUAAAGCUCAACCUGGUUACAUAGCAAGUGACAGUCUCUUACUUUUGUUUCUAGAAGUUUGAAGAUCCCUUUUUCCAAGCCACUUGCUGCAAGAAAACAUCCAAGGUCAAGUUCUCUCAAGCGUUGAAGGUAUAAUAACAAGAAUCUUGUGAGAAAUUGAAUUCAAUGAUAGUUGUGAGUGCUCAAAAUUCAUUUAUCAAAUACAGGAAAGAGAUAUUUCCUUGCUCUUGGAGAAAUUUACAGAGUUUCUGAAGUUCUUCGAUGCACUGCCCGGCUUUAUAAGCCGUGGAUAUUGCUGGAACGGACUGACUCCAUAUCCUUCUAUUCCAUCAUGAACGAGUGUUCUGCUCUAUGGUCAAGCUCAGGACUGGAAGAAGCUCUCUUAAGCAUUUCUGAUGGUUCCGUGAAGGCAUUACUGGAAUCUGUUCAAUAUCUUCAUAAUCUCGAGGAUGAUACACUUUACGAGAUUGUGUUCUCCGGACAAGGCUACACCUGUCAACUCUCAGGUCUUAAUCCAGGAGUAGUGCCAGGGAUGGAAACCAUCGUCUGGAACGGGAGCCAUUACUUUGUCAAGCUUGCUAACUUAUGGGCUAAUUUGAUAAGUUGCGAUCCGCCAAAUCUGCCUCGCUUGCACGUCGGAUAAUGAUGACCAUUGCAGAGAUUUAGCGCAGACGUGCAGAGUGAUGAUUAUUCUUUAGCAGAGACUACCCACUGAAAGCAGUCAUGGCGCCGUGGGUGAGGGCUCGAGCCGCGGUUACCCCCCUGCCUGCAACGAUUGGUCUUCGAGGAAGUCAAAGAAAGAAAGAACAGAGUAUUCUCAAUCCAAGCUUGCCGUGUGUUGCAUAUCGCCAUAUGGAUCUCGUUUGAGAAAAGUCAGGCAAGAUAUCUCUGAAGCCUCCCAUUCACAAUUUUCCCCCGCCCCUUUUAAGUGUUGUCCAUUCUUUGCACAGAGCGCAAGCUGUAACAUAGAAGCUUUUGGGUUUAUAGCCCCCAAUUUGCACAUGCACAAGACCUUUGGGGGAGGGGUUGUUUGCCCUUGGGAUUUAAGGGUGUAUUCCUUUUCCUAUUUCCAUGUUGUAUUGUUUAAAAAAAAAUGGGCCUGUAAUAUUUGGAAUAAAAAUAUCUCGAUAUUGUUGCUUUUGAAAUGAAGAAAUUACUACAAGUUUGAUUUCUUCCUUUCAUUUUAUUUUUUCGCCG
Linum tenue is the source of this 3713-nucleotide messenger RNA. The record is from the annotation of a GenBank genome assembly. Lineage: Eukaryota; Viridiplantae; Streptophyta; Magnoliopsida; Malpighiales; Linaceae.